Momordica charantia (bitter melon) is the source of this 748-nucleotide messenger RNA. Lineage: Eukaryota; Viridiplantae; Streptophyta; Magnoliopsida; Cucurbitales; Cucurbitaceae. The record is from RefSeq and is a predicted model, not a curated record.
AGAGUAUGUCUUUCACAGUAUUUGAACCGUACGUUAAUUUUGGUUAGCGAAUUGAAGCAUCGUAUUGGCGGGAAAAAGAAGCAAUGAGAUCGAUAAAGAGAAGAGGCGAAAAGGAAGAAGAGAGUGGCAGUGAAAUGUUGUGCACAAAUUUCAGAAUUAAGCCAAGGCGCAACGAAAAUCUUCUCCGAUCAGCGGCAUUGGCCGGAGUUUGAGCAGAAGAGAAACAGAACAAUGUACGGGCCUGAUAGAAACCCUAAUAAUUUGGCGCCGGAGAAUAAAACGGCGGCGAAAUUAGGCGAUCAGGUGGAAGGAAUUAGUGGAAGUGAGAAACCUAACGUGGUCAGAGUUCCGAGAGUAAAAGUGGUUGCUCCUCCGCCGUUGACGGCUGAGCCCAAGGUGCCUUCCAAGUUUUCGCAUCCGGCAAUCCGGUGGCCGUUAUAUUCUUUAGGAGGAUAUCUCAUCUUGAGGUGGGCUUGGACAAGAUGGAAAGAGAGCCAAUCUGAUGGAGACGACAAAGGCAAAAAGAAAAAAGGAUCUUAGAAAACAUAAUUUUAAUUUAGGUGAUCAAUAAUAAAAUAAGCUCAAAUUGACUCUCUAUUAUUUAGAAUGCUUUAUUUUGCUACGAUUUGAGCCCAAGGCUUUCUUUCCCUUCUACAUCAACUUUCAUCUUUGCCACAAAUAAGGCUUCCAAUGGUAUUUUUUACCAUUAUUAUUGUAAUACGAAGUAAAUGAAAGUUACUAUAUUUAC